AUGGAAAGAAGCCGAAAGAGGCACGUCACCUUUGAACUACUGCCUUUCUCGAUCACCGGCGCCAUUUCCUACCGUGCCACCGCGUUCAUCGUCGUCGCCCCUCUUCUCGUUUUGGUCGUCAUUUAUGCCUGCUUAUGGCCGCCUGGAGUACCCACAGCUUUCUUCCGCUUGCAAAAUGGUGCAAAUACUACGGAGAUUACCCCAAAAGAUGAACUGGAAUCAGCACUAGAGGGGGUCGCCAUGGAGAACAGGACUUUGAUCAUCGCGAUACUGAACAAGGCGUACGUGGAGCAGAAUGCGAUGCUGGAUCUGUUCUUGCAAAGUCUUGGAGAAGGGGAGGACACCGAAUUCUUGAUCGACCAUCUUCUCUUCGUCGCCGUCGACCAGAGGGCCUUCAACAGAUGCCGCACCCUGGAGCUUCACUGCUACAAUCUCGUAACCGAGGGCGUCGACUUCUCCAAGGAAGUCUUCUACAUGUCUGAUGCAUUCAACAACAUGAUGUGGCGAAGAACUCUCUUCCUCGGAGAUGUCCUCCGGCGCGGCUACAACUUCAUCUUCACCGAUAUGGAUGUCAUGUGGCUACGGAAUCCGUUCUCACAGUUGUAUCGUGAUGGAGAGUACCUUCAGAUGAGCAGUGAUUUCUACUACGGCAAACCAUUCGAUAACUCCUUCUUCAACACCGGCUUCUAUUUCGUGACAGCAAACAACAAGACCAUAGCACUGUUCGACGAGUGGUAUGCGUGGAGGAACAACUCGAAAGGCAUGAAAGAUCAAGAUGUGUUGCAGAAGAUGAAGAGGGAGGGCGCGUUCACGCGGCUGGGGUUGAGAGUGAGGGCCUUGGAGACAACCUAUUUUAGUGGGUUCUGUCAAAUGAGUCAGGACUUGAGGAAAGUGAUUACGGUUCAUGCGAACUGUUGUGCCAGCAUGAAAGCUAAGCUCAUAGACCUGAGAUCUGUGCUAGAAGCUUGGAAGGUUAACAACUCGAAUGGCACAUCAAAUGCUACUACUACUGCGUGGCCUCCGGUCAAGGGAAUCUGCUUGCACGACACCGCCACCAAGCAUACUGCCACAAAGCACUGAAGUGAACAAGGUAAGAUGACCAAGGUUUCUGUGCAUUCACAACUCGAGAGAGAUACUUGUCGA
Messenger RNA from Musa acuminata subsp. malaccensis (wild Malaysian banana), 1143 nucleotides. RefSeq lists its product as uncharacterized. The record is from RefSeq and is a predicted model, not a curated record. Lineage: Eukaryota; Viridiplantae; Streptophyta; Magnoliopsida; Zingiberales; Musaceae.